CCUCUCUCCUUCCUUCCUUUUCUAUUCUAUCCAUCCCUAUAUAUAACUCUAACUAACCCCUCUUCUCAUUUUCGUCUCUAAACACUAGAUAUCAGUACAAUACAAAUAUAUUUUAUUUCUUCGUUCAUUUUUUGUGUACAAUUUACAAUGGCUUCCUGGAAGAAAACUAUUACAUCCCCGUUUAGAAAAGCUUGCACUUUCUUCAAUCAGCAACCUGCAGCUACAAGGGAUAAGAAGUCCCGCCCAGAGCAUGACAACCGUGCUAUGGAUCUUCAUGGUGAAGUUAUGGCUUGUGCUUACGAGGAUGUUCAAGUGAUGUGGUCCAUUCUUGACAAAUCCAAGUCUGCAGACUGUAACGUUACCUCUUGAUAUAUGGCUUCGCUUUUAUGUACCAGAAGCUAGCCAUUAUGGCAAUGUUUGAGGAAACAUUAUUCCAUGGAUCUAGCUAUUUGGUAUGUAUGAGUAUGACUUUGUAGAUAAAUAUCAUUUUGUGUGGGAAACUAUGAAUUAGGAGGUCCGAAGGCAGGUCUUUUUAGGUUGCCCCUUGAAGUUUAAUCAAUGGUGGUGGCAUUUGAAGAAGAAGACUGUAUGGUUAUUUAUGUGGUUCUAUAUAUAGGGAAAUUAAUGGAAUCCCCGUGAUCAAUCAAACA
Pistacia vera is the source of this 650-nucleotide messenger RNA. RefSeq lists its product as uncharacterized. Bases 148 to 369 code for a protein of 73 amino acids. NCBI's taxonomy places the organism in Eukaryota, Viridiplantae, Streptophyta, Magnoliopsida, Sapindales, Anacardiaceae. The transcript is spliced from 2 exons. The record is from RefSeq and is a predicted model, not a curated record.